UUUGACGCCACUGGGCAGGCCGUUUAAAAUUACUGGAGCGCAUGUCUUGGUACGUGGUUGUGCAUGAGCCAUUCCAUGCAUGAGCCCGCAUGUUCUCGGGCGUAGUACCAGCGUAGCAGCAAGGUAACAGUGCGCAUGUGAGAUUGUGUAAAUCGCAUGGCAUGUAAGCUUUGUGAUCGUCAUCAGUGAAUGAGCGGUUUCUUCAGAAAUUCGCCGAGAAGCCAUUCAAGAAUGGGAGCGUUAUUAUCCGUGCUCGUGUACACGGCGAGGUCCUACUUACGCGAACCAGUGAGCCGCAAGCACCCAUUCGGUUUUCCCUUGCCUCCCGAGAUCCACAAAACUCUCACACCAGAGUACAUUGAGUCUUUUAAGCAAGUCUUUGUCGUCGGCGACGUGCAUGGUUGUUAUGAGGAGCUCAUGGAUCUCCUUGCCGUUGCUAAAGCCAGGGAGAAGGACACACUCAAGUUGUUCGUUGGCGAUCUUGUCAACAAGGGACCCAGAAGCGAAGAUGUUCUCGAGUUUCUUAUCAACCACCGUUCGUCUUGUCACUCCGUCCGUGGCAAUCACGACGAGGUGGUGCUUCGGGAGUACUACGCCUCACGCAACCCAAUGUAUGCUCUCCCUGCAGAGAAUAAUUGGAUUAAACAGCUCACAAUGUGCCAAGUCCGCUUCCUUGAGCAGCUUCCCUACACUUUGCUUAUGCCAAGCCUCAACACUGUCAUUGUGCAUGCUGGUCUUGUUCCUGACCAGGGACUAAGCACAUCACUGAUGGACAUGGUCACCAUGCGAAAUGUCAUUAUUGACGAUUUCUGGGAGAAAGGCGGCAUCAAGGCCACCUGUAAGGAUGAAGAACAUGCUGAGCCCUGGGGCCAAGUGUGGAAUGGGCCACAUCAUGUCAUUUUUGGCCAUGAUGCCAAGCGCAAGCUCCAGAAGUGGCGCCACUGUACGGGACUUGACACUGGGUGCGUCUACGGCAAUGCACUUACUGGCAUAUUCAUCACUGGGCCAAGGGCUGGCGAACUGGUGUCGGUGAAUGCCAAGUGCACCCACCAAAGGCCUAAGGACAAGCAGAAGUGACCAACUUUCUCUCUUGUGCCUCAUUAGUAACUGGAACAAAGUGCUCUUCAUUUAUACGCAUCGUGAAGUCAAGGGGGAAGUCCGCUGGUGUUGACGAGAAGCACAUCUCUGUACAAGACUAGUCAUAUUGCAGAAGGAGCUUGCUUACCCUUGGGCCUCUUGAACUCUUCUGGUUGGGAAAUUGCUCCAUCUUCAACUUUCCUCGUUCAUGUCUCAGAAGGGCAUAUACCUCCGACUGUGAUGAUGGAAGCUUUGUGAUAUUUUUGUGAUAGGAUGUGUAAAAAAGAGGGGGGGGGGGGCAAUGUGUUUUGCCAUGGCUUCCUUGUUCUUAUCAACACCAAGGUUACUCAAAAGUGCCUAUGAAGUGUGCAUGUGUGCUUCAGCCCCACCUUGUGGAAAAAAUUCAUUCAACACUGGUGAAUAAAAAAGCUAUUGUGCCUUGUGCCGAAGGGAAAAAAAUAGUUUGGACCUCAUUACCUAAAAAGGUUGUGCUUCUGAGAAUAAUUCGAGGCACCCACUUGAUGCAGUAACAGUGAAAAACAAUGUUCACAUUGCUGUUAGCAUUAACAGCAAAGUUAGCAGCACAAUUUCUUGUCAGCAUUUGGCUGAUGGGGGCACCAAGUGAUUCCAAAUUGUAAGCAUGGACUGUGAAACUAUUUGAAACUUUCAAAUAAUGAAUUGAGAAAAGUAAAUUUGAAACAAAGGAGUUAACAUUCUGCUGAAUUGUGCUGGAGAAUGUCAAAAAGCAUAUGUAGACAACAUUGUUCAUAGCCAGCCAUGCAACCUAUAGCAAAGAUGUGUGGAAUAAAAUGCACUCACUAUGGUUUUGAUGAGUGGUAGCA
Messenger RNA from Dermacentor andersoni, 1919 nucleotides. Its product is annotated as serine/threonine-protein phosphatase 1-like. Gene Ontology annotation, biological process: polyphosphate catabolic process. The record is from RefSeq and is a predicted model, not a curated record. Gene Ontology annotation, cellular component: cytoplasm. Lineage: Eukaryota; Metazoa; Arthropoda; Arachnida; Ixodida; Ixodidae. Gene Ontology annotation, molecular function: phosphatase activity; endopolyphosphatase activity.